Molecule: messenger RNA, 489 nt
Organism: Vicia villosa (hairy vetch)
Lineage: Eukaryota; Viridiplantae; Streptophyta; Magnoliopsida; Fabales; Fabaceae
Product: secreted RxLR effector protein 161-like
Exons: 1
Coding region: 1-489 (162 amino acids)
Source: RefSeq, a predicted model, not a curated record
AUGUACGGUUGCAAACCUGCCGCUACUCCACUCAUAACAAAUGAGAAACUACAGAAGAAUGAUGGAGCACCAGAAGCUGAUGCAUCAAAAUACAUAAGUCUAAUCGGAAGUCUUCUAUAUUUAACAGCUACACAACCAGACAUAAUGUAUGCUACAAGUCUUCUAUCAAGAUUCAUGCAAAGCCCAAGUCAAAUACACUUUGGAGAAGGAAAAAAGAUUUUGAGGUAUCUACAAGGAACAGAAGAGUUCGGCCUAUGGUACACUACCAAAACAAACUCAGAAUUACUUGGCUACAUCGACGGUGAUUGGGCAGGUUCGCUAGAUGACAUGAAGAGCACCUCUCUAGGAUCAGGAAUAUUUUCUUGGGCCUCAAAGAAGCAAGCUACGGUUGCACAAUCAACAGCAGAAGCAGAGUACGUGGCAGCUGCUGAAGCAAUGAGUCAAGCUAUAUGGCUUCGCAGGAUACUUGAAGACAUGGGAGAAAAAUAA